AUGGCACGGAAUGGGAUGGUGAAUGGAGACGGCGGCAGCAGACAUGAAGUAAAUCCUGCGACGACCCAAGUCAAUGGCCAUACAACCAAUGGAAACUACAGCAGUGAGGACUACUUUACCAGGACAAAGACCUCACCACAACGUAAUGGUACCCGGCCGGGAGACCUGAGUCUGACAGAUCGUUACACAGGCGAGCGCUUCCGUUACUUUUCACCCGUUUCUGGUGGUGCCGAUCGACCUUUAAUUCACCCUACCGAAUACGAAGGAAAUGGUCCUCGAAGACCUUCCGGUCCGUCUCGAACAAGGAGUGAUGCUGGUCCACAAGACCGAAUAGGUGCCAGGGUAGAGCAAGAGCAUGAUUCGCAAUCGCAAAUGCACCUUCGUCAUGGCUGGGACAACGAUUAUGCUUCCUCUGAAUUUCUGGCUAAUCUCCAGGCAAACUUCUACAUGUACUAUACUGACAAGCGUCAUGACAACAAUGGCACUCAGUCGAACGAAGCCUCCCUGUAUCCGAGCAAGGAUUGGCGUAUGAAAGACCGUAUGAAGACUGUUAGUGCUGCUCUGGCUAUAUGUCUCAAUAUCGGAGUCGAUCCCCCGGACGUGAUCAAGACCAAUCCAACCGCAAAACUCGAAGCAUGGACAGAUCCCACUGCAAAUCUGGGCGGUAGUAAAGUUAUGGAGCAGAUUGGGAAAAGAUUGCAAGAGCAGUAUGAAAGUCUGAGCCUUCGGACACGGUACAAACAAUACCUGGAUCCCAGCAUAGAAGAGACUAAGAGGUUCUGUGUGUCGCUACGCAAGAACGCAAAAGAUGAGCGCGUUCUGUUUCACUACAACGGUCACGGUGUGCCACUCCCAACAGCCUCUGGCGAGUUGUGGGUUUUCAAUAAAAACUACACGCAAUACAUCCCUGUUGGCAUCUACGACCUCCAAAGCUGGCUAGCUGGUCCAAGUCUGUAUGUUUACGAUGUCAGCCAUGCUGGCAAUAUUCUUCACAACUUUGACACCAUGAUCGAGAAGCAUCAGAAGGACAAUGAUGAACUCCGAGAGCGCGACCCCAACGCACUAAUUCAGAAUUAUGGUGACUGCAUACAGCUUGCCGCAUGUGAACGAAACGAAAUGCUACCGACGAAUCCCGAUCUGCCGGCCGAUCUAUUCACCUGUUGUCUCACCACUCCAAUCGACAUAGCUCUAAGAUGGUUCGUCCUACAAAACCCUUUGGACUGUCCCAUCACGGUCGAAGAUACCAAGAUUCCCGUUCCUGGUCGCCUACAAGAUCGACGAAGUCCCCUGGGAGAACUCAACUGGAUUUUUACCGCCAUCACAGACACUAUUGCAUGGAACAUAUUGCCUCGCCAUCUGUUCAAGAAGCUCUUUCGCCAAGAUCUUAUGGUGGCUGCACUAUUCAGAAAUUUCUUGCUUGCGGAGAGAAUAAUGAGAGCCAAUCAUUGCCAUCCGAUUUCCUCCCCCAAACUUCCCGAGACACAUCGUCAUGCCCUCUGGCAGAGUUGGGAUCUUGCCCUAGAAAUGGUUGUUCGACAGAUGCCUAUGCUUAUCAAACAUGAACGAAACGAAAUCCAGUACGAAUAUCAACACUCCGACUUCUUUGCUCAGCAGCUCACAGCUUUCGAAGUCUACCUUAACUCAGGACCAACAGAAGAACGUGCCCCUGAUCAACUGCCAAUUGUCCUGCAGGUGCUUCUUAGUCAGGUGCAUCGGCUACGAGCCCUGAUAUUGCUCAGCAAGUUUCUCGAUCUUGGUCCGUGGGCAGUGCAUCUCGCAUUGAGCAUCGGAAUUUUUCCUUAUGUGGUGAAGCUGCUACAAGCUGCAUCCAUCGAACUCAAGCCAGUCAUGGUCUUUAUCUGGGCGAGAAUUAUGGCUGUCGACUAUACUGUGCAAAGUGAUCUAAUGAAGGACAAUGGUGUACAAUAUUUCAUCAGCAUAAUGAGCCCUAAUAGCGACAUUCCGGUCGGAAACGCUAGCGAGCAUCGCGCCAUGUGUGCUUUCAUUAUUGCAACUUUCUGCAAGAACUAUCCACAUGGACAGACCGUCUGUCUGACAAGCGAGCUGAUGAACUCCUGUAUCAUGAAUAUGGCUGAGCCCGAGAAUCCGCUGCUCAGACAGUGGUCAUGCUUAUGUUUGAGUAUGCUCUGGCAUGACUACAGUGAAGCUAAGUGGGCCGGUAUCAGGAUAGGUGCACAUAUGAGGUUGACUGACCUCGUUUUUGACCCUGUACCUGAAGUUAGAGCAAGCAUGUGUCAUGCACUGACCAACUUCCUAGGUGUGCCGGAUCUGACCGAUCAAAUUGAGCAGAUUGAGGAGGGCAUUGCACAUGAGAUGUUACUUCUCACUAAUGAUGGAAGUGCUCUUGUAAGGAAAGAGCUUGUAAUAUUUUGGUCAGCCUUCAUGAAGAGGUAUGAGAACAAAUUUGUCAUUGCAGCUUACGAACAGUUACUUGAGGAGAAGGAUAGACAUCCUGAUAGUGGCUUAAGUGACGGCCUCAGUGGUGUGACCAUAGCCGGCAGUUAUUCUGCGAACACUGUCUAUGGAUCAGCGUGGUCUCACAUCCUUAUGCUGUCUGUCGAUCCACAUCAGGAGGUAGCAUGGCUAGCAUCAGCAGUUGUCGAUUACAUUCAUGAUGUGAUGCUUACCUCACCGAUGGCUGAUCUUGCUUUACAUGUGGUCAACGACCUGCUUAAAUCGUCGAAAAAGUCAGCGGCUUCAAUCAAGAAGGUGCCGUCUGUUGAAUCACUCAAGUCUGCUGUCUCGAGCCGACCGAGCACACCGCCUGCAGAAUUGAGGAAAAAUGAAAGCUACCUUUCUCUAAGCAUCAAACGUACCGCAAGCUCCCUCAGAACCCUGGUUGGUGGCGGGCCUAGUCAGACCACUCUAGUCGAGAAGGACACAUUUUCAAACCCCAAGCAAUAUCCUGCCAAUACACCACGAGGUCGAUUGCCAGCAGAGUGGUCUAGGCCACCAGAUUCAAUGCAGCCACAAAUAGGUCAUUACCACCAAGCGCCCUUUCCAAAGACCGCAGGCUUCAAUCGCAAAGGUGUUGACUUGGAACAACAGCCCUCGCUGCCUCUCGAAAGUACGCUACUGCAAUGGUCAACAGAAUACUUUCGCGAACCACAGAUGCGUCCGAACGACCCAGACGAGCCAGGCUCUGCUGACUACAAUCAACGUCUCUGGCGAAGAACUCGAAACGAGCGUAUCAUAGCGGACAAUCAGCCUCUCAAAUCGCGAGCUGCAUCCUCGAAGUGGACGCGCUUAGAAGCGUUUAUCAACAACGGAACUCAACCGACUAGAAUGACCUUCCACCAGUUCGAUAGUCAUCUUGUAGUCGCUGAUGACAAGGACACCAUCACUGUCUGGGAUUUUCAAUCCAACUCUCAAUUGUCUCGUUUCUCGAAUGGCAAUCCAGAAGGUACAAGAAUCAGCGAUGCGAAAUUCAUGAAUGAAGAUGACCAGCCUCUGCUCCUCGUUGGCUCUUCUGAUGGCGUCCUGAAGGUCUACAGAAAUUACGCGAAUGGUAACGAGACGAAGUGCGUGACUGCGUUCCGUGCACUCAAUGAGCUGAUACCUAGCACUAAAAAUGCCGGGUUAGUCUUUGAUUGGCAGCAAGGCCAGGGCAAGAUACUGACGGCAGGCGAUCUGCGCACGAUCAAAGUAUGGAAUGCUGCUACAGAACUUUGUGUGGGCGACAUACCUGCUCGCACUUCGUCAUGUGUUACCAGUUUGACCUCCGACCAGCUAGCAGGCCAGAUCUUUGUCGCUGGCUACGGUGACGGUAUGGUCAGGGUGUUUGACCAGCGACUCAAUCCUCGAACAGCAAUGGUGAAGGCUUGGAGAGAACACCAGCAGUGGGUCACUGGUGUCCACAUGCAAAGAGGCGGUGUUCGAGAACUCAUUUCUGGGUCGCGCAACGGCGAAGUCAAACUGUGGGAUAUUAGGUUAGACGACGCAAUCAUGUCCAUUAAUGCUACUGGUGGCGCUACAGCAGGCACAUAUCACCGCAGUUCGCAACACCCCGAUGGUGGAUACUAUGACCACGCUCAUUCACGAGUGCCAACACUACGUUCGCUUUCUCUUCACGAGCAUGCACCUGUGUUCGCAGUCGGCACUGAUCAACAUCAAGUUCGCACAUUCAACACCAAUGGUGAUGCGCAGGGUAUCUUCGAGCCAUUAUCUUCAGGUGUGUGGUCAAAGGCGACCAGUUCAGCAGCCAGCGCGGCCUCGGCAGUAGUUGGUGGCUACAGAAGAAAUGCUAUUGUGGCAACAGCGUAUCAUCCUCAUAAGAUGCUGCUCGCAGUUGCUAGUGGUGGAGAUGGUCACGUUAGUCUAGUUGGCUAUUAG
Lithohypha guttulata is the source of this 4353-nucleotide messenger RNA. RefSeq names its product Target of rapamycin complex 1 subunit kog1 (gene KOG1). The record is from RefSeq and is a predicted model, not a curated record. NCBI's taxonomy places the organism in Eukaryota, Fungi, Ascomycota, Eurotiomycetes, Chaetothyriales, Trichomeriaceae. Gene Ontology annotation, molecular function: protein binding; protein-macromolecule adaptor activity. The transcript has a single exon. Gene Ontology annotation, biological process: cellular response to amino acid stimulus; positive regulation of protein serine/threonine kinase activity; regulation of autophagy. Gene Ontology annotation, cellular component: cytoplasm; TORC1 complex. The coding region runs from base 1 to 4353 and encodes 1450 amino acids.